UUGUUUUUCGCUUGACCCUGUCAGCCCUGUUAUCACUCGAGCCGUGGAACUCCAUGAUUUUAACACAUCGCAGCAACGAUACACCAACGCAACCAGACUGAUUGCCUAGACUAAUAGUUAUCAACGUCUACCAGCGAAAAUAUCUUAGCUAAUCAAUAGAUAUCCUCUGAAGUCAAGCAACAUGGACAAGACUAUCUUCUGUAUGUUUUUAGUAGUUUAUUUAGCGUUCAUCGAUUCCAGCUCCUCCCGAUCCCUAGAACGUCGUGACGCCGAGGAUAAGUCAAUGAAGAAGACCAACACAACUCGACGCUUAGCAGCAUUGCGAGCCGAAAUGAAGGCUCUCAAUCUUUCUGCGUACAUUAUUUUUUCCGUGGACGCGCACCAGAGCGAGUACACUGCGAUGCAUGAUAAAAGAAGAGAGUACAUAUCUGGAUUUACUGGAUCUGCAGGCAAUGCUGUAGUAACGAUGACUGAUGCAGCUCUCUGGACGGACGGCCGUUACUACGAACAAGCCGUUAUGGAGAUGGAUUCGAACUGGGUUCUCAUGAAAGGAAGUACAGCGGGGACACCAAGCAGGACUACAUGGRUAUCACAGAGAUUAAAGAAAAACGACGUUGUUGGUGUCGAUCCGUUUCUUAUAAGUAGAAAUGUUUUUAAAAGCAUGGAGACGACAUUAGCAAAAAGUGAUAUCGUACUCAAAACUGUUCUUGACAACCURGUGGACAAAAUAUGGACCAGCCAGCCUCCAUAUCCAAAUGCAACGGUUUUCAUUCUGAGCCUCAAAUUCGCAGGYAAAAAAUGGCAGGACAAAGUCAAAGAUAUGCGCGAAACAAUGAAAUCUAAAAAAGCAACGGCAGUGGUUCUGUAUCAACUAGAUGAAAUUGCGUGGCUUUUCAAUAUUCGUGGAUCUGAUGUUCCUUAUACUCCAGUAUUUAUGUCAUACUCAAUUGUGACUAUAAAUCAAAUUACACUUUACGUUGAUUUAAAGAAAAUAACUCCUGAAGUGCGCAAYCACUUACAAACAGACGAUUGCAGCUCAGUGUGUGUAAAACUGGAAAAUUAUUCAAAAAUACUCGAUGGCAUUGAAGAUGAAGCGAAAUCGGAAUCUUCAAAACUAUGGAUUGUUGACAGAGGAAAUUACGCCAUGACCAUGAACGUCAAUGAGACCAAGCUUUUGAUUGAAGUCCUUUCACCUGUGAGCCUUCCUAAAUCUAUCAAGAACGAGGUAGAAAUCGAGGGAAUGAAAAAAGCAAACCUGAAAGACGCCUUAGCAAUAUGCCAAUUUGURGAGUGGAUGGAAAAAGAGGUGCCCAAAGGGCGUAAAGACCUCACAGAACUCACAGCAUCGGCGAAACUAGAAGAAUUCAAAAGUAAGCAGGCAGAUUAUGUUGGUCCUAGCUUUUUCAGUAUCUUUGGGUAUGGACCUAAUGGUGCCAUUAUUCAUUAUUCGCCAAGCAAAUGGUCCGAUCGUCAAAUAUCUACCGACAGUACAUUGCUCGUUGAUACAGGCUCACAGUACAAGGAUGGUACAUGUGACACAACUCGUACAUUUCAUUUUGGUAGUCCAACCCACGAACAAAAGGUCGCGUACACGCGCGUACUCAAGGCGAAUAUACAGCUAGGGACCGCAGUAUGGACCAAUAAUACAAAAGGACGCAUUCUGGAUGUCUUUGCUCGCCAACAGCUAUGGAGAGGAGGUCUGGACUAUCGUCAUGGAACUGGACACGGGAUUGGAAUGUUCCUCGGUGUUCACGAGGGUCCGCAGGCCAUAGGACCGGGUUGUCCGAGAAGUGCUGAAAAGCCGAUAGUACCGGGGAUGUUUACAUCUGAUGAGCCUGGUUACUAUAAAACUGGAAGCUACGGUAUUCGAAUAGAAACGGUUAUGCUGGCUGUCCCGGCAAAAGUGAAGAGUGUUUUCCCCAGACAGUACAUGAUCACAUUUGAAGCAGCCAACUUGACGCCCUUCGAACGCAAYAUGAUCAUAGUAGACAUGUUGACCAAGAAAGAGUUGGAUUAUGUUAAUUAUCACCACAAGUUGGCGCGAGAGAGGGUAGGCGCUAUGAUGAAAGAGCAAAACUUAAUGGAGACUUAUGAUUGGCUAGUGAAAAGGACCGAACCACUCACUACCACGAGUCCUUCCGGUGGCUCGCCCGAUAGUGUGGCAAAUACGAUCCUUGUGGUCAGCUGUUUCAUGCUGUACUGGAUGCGUACUUGGGAAUGAUGCGUUUUCGUGAUUUUUCUUUUGUUAAUGAUUUCGAUUCAAUCUUGUUGAUUUCUGAUGAUUUCAGUAAUCAACGCCAAAAUCCACGUAAAAAACCUUCAUAUAUUCUCUACGGGCGCGCCGUAUAAUCGAAGUAGUCACCGUUGUUUAUCAAACUUUAUUAUUAUAAUAAAUAAUAUUCAUACUA
Molecule: messenger RNA, 2408 nt
Organism: Exaiptasia diaphana
Lineage: Eukaryota; Metazoa; Cnidaria; Anthozoa; Actiniaria; Aiptasiidae
Product: xaa-Pro aminopeptidase 1
Exons: 27
Coding region: 182-2221 (679 amino acids)
Molecular function (GO): metalloaminopeptidase activity
Source: RefSeq, a predicted model, not a curated record